Messenger RNA from Salarias fasciatus (jewelled blenny), 2143 nucleotides. Its product is annotated as potassium voltage-gated channel subfamily S member 3-like. The record is from RefSeq and is a predicted model, not a curated record. Gene Ontology annotation, biological process: protein homooligomerization; potassium ion transmembrane transport; action potential. The transcript has 2 exons. Gene Ontology annotation, cellular component: membrane; voltage-gated potassium channel complex. Bases 88 to 1584 code for a protein of 498 amino acids. NCBI's taxonomy places the organism in Eukaryota, Metazoa, Chordata, Actinopteri, Blenniiformes, Blenniidae. Gene Ontology annotation, molecular function: protein binding; voltage-gated potassium channel activity.
GCUUCGGGGCAGCAUGGAAACGAAAACAGCGGGAUAAAAAGUUAUUUUCAUUCUUCCUAUGGAAAGAAAAGCUCCAAGUACAGGACCAUGGGGUAUGGGCAAAUCCUCCACCGGCAUGGGAAUGAGGAGGACCGGGUCCACCUCAAUGUGGGAGGGGUACGGCACCAAGUGGACCCGGACAUGCUGCUCCGCUUCCCCCACACCCGCCUGGGCCGUCUGCUGCUCUGCCAGAGCGAGGCGGCCAUCCUGGAGCUGUGUGACGACUACAGCCCCGCCGAGAGGGAGUACUACUUCGACAGGAAUCCCCGGGUUUUCCUCUGCGUGCUCAACUUCUACCACACGGGUUGCGUCCACAUGAUGGAGGAGCUGUGCGUCUUCUCCUUCAGCCAGGAGAUCGAGUACUGGGGCAUCCAGGAGCUGCACCUCGGCCCCUGCUGCGGCAACUGGUACCACGAGAGGAAGGACUACAUCGAGGACGGAGACUGGGACAUCAGGAGCGACGACCAGCAGCACCCGAGCCUGGACUCCUCCUUCGAGGAGCUCUCUGCCCUCGACAAAGACCUCGCCAAGUUCAAAGGUGCCUGGUGUGGAGACUUGAGGAGCUACAUUUGGCUUCGCCUGGAGGAUCCGGGUCACUCCACGGCGUCGAAGAUCAUCGCCGUGGCGUCGCUCAGCGUGGUGUUGACGUCCAUCGUCGCCAUGUGCGUCCACAGCAUGCCCGAGUUUCAGCGCGUGGACGACAACGAGAAGCCCAUCGAGGACCCGGUCCUCACCGUCCUGGAGGAGAUUUGCAUCGCCUGCUUCUCUGUGGAGUUCAUUAUCCGCCUGAUCGUUGCCCCCUCCCGGAGGAAGUUCCUGGGGAACCCUUUGAACAUCAUCGACGUCGCCUCCAUUUUGCCGUUUUACGCCACUUUAGCUCUGGAGACGGCCGACGAGGAGGCUGCCGAGGAGAACGAGGACAUCGAGAACGUGGGGAAGGUGGUGCAGGUUCUGCGCCUCAUGAGGGUCCUCAGGAUCCUCAAGCUGGCUCGCCACUCCAUCGGGCUGCGCGCGCUGGGCGCCACCGUCCGCCACAGCUACCACGAGGUGGGUCUGCUUCUCCUCUUCCUCUCAGUGGGAAUCUCCAUCUUUUCCGCCCUCAUUUACUCUGCGGAGAGAGAGGUGGAGCACACGGACCUCGGGACGAUUCCCUCGGGCUGGUGGUGGGCCACCAUCACCAUGACCACCGUCGGGUUCGGGGACACGUGUCCAGUGACGCCCGCCGGGAAGAUCGUGGCCACCUUGUGCAUCAUCUGCGGCCUGCUGGUGGUGGCUCUGCCCAUCACCAUCAUCUUCAAUAAGUUCUCAAAGUACUAUCAGAGAAACAAAGCCAUGGAGGGACAGUGCAUCGCAAAGCCCGAAAGACAAGACCCAGAGCUCCACUAUAACAUCAGAGACUUGUUCACGGGCAGCGUUUACCCCUUUAUAGGCGGCGUCGCCUUCAGGAACAGUGUGAGCAGCGCGGGGGACGACACGGAUGCCUCCAGUCUCCAGGACAUCGACUUGUAUGAUAAUGGAACUUGUGAAAAUGGAGCGACGAAAUGAGAUUCCUGCCAUUUGACCGGGUACCACUCCCUUUAUGACUGAAACUCACUCCGUGCCUCUCAGGGCAGAGCGCUCCAUCACUGACCCUGCCUCCCUGCACUGUUUUCCUCCAGCAAUUUGACAGAAAAAUAUUGUUGCCAUAAAGAUUUUUUUUUUUUUUUUUUAACUUUCUUUUUUCUAGAAGGGAACAGCUUGUGAAAUAUACAAGAGGGCUAAAUCUAUGAAAUGCAAAGGGAAUUAUCUGAACCUUGCUCAGAGGUUUGAAAGCCCAUUUUCUGCUUGAGAAAAUUGCAAUGAUGCAUGUAGGAGGCCAUAAUGUUAAUGUUUUUUCAAAGUAAUGUCCUGUAUUGAUUUGCCUGCCCGCUGGAAGUUCACGCCGAGGGUUCGUCAAAUCCUGAAGUCUAGACCGACGACGGCGCUGCUUGAUGUUUGGAAACGGUGUUGUAGACCUGAUGAUACACCGCCUGCAUGACCAAAAAUAAAUGCAUCUUGACUGAGAGUAAUAAAAAUAGUUGUGUAGAAUCAUGUAGUUUCUUUGAUGCUCGUGAAAAGAGGUCUC